GGAGAGAGCGGGAGGUACCACCCCACUUGCCGCCGUCCCGCGGGUCGGCGGCCGGGGCGGGGAGCGCCCGGGGCCCGUGGGGCGGCCGGAGCCGGAAGAGCGGGGCGGGCGACCCGUUCCGCCCGCUGCAUUGUGGGAGACGGCGGCGCUUCCCGCCUCGGGUAGAAGCGAGAUCGCGUCCCGCGCCUCCGGCUGGGGUCGUCUCGGACGUCGUCCGGCGGCCAUUGUCUGGGGCCGGGCGUCCGCCGACAUGAGACUCUUCGCCGUUCCUCUUCUUCUGUCCGCCUGCGCCUGCUGCUCGGCCGUCCGCUGGUUGUCCCUGGCCGACGCCUCCUUCUCUUGGAACGACACUCGACGCUGCGUCCAGGCCAAGAACCGACGACGUCUGCACGCGUCGCAGGUCAAGUUCUGCAAGAGGCAGCUGGACUCCAUGCCCUUCGCCUCCAUGGCCGCCUACCGCGUGGCGCGAGAGUGCCACCAGGUCUUCUCCUCCGACAGAUGGAACUGCUCUUCGGUCUCUCUUGCACCGAAUCUGACCCCCGACCUCACCUCGGGUACUCGGGAGCAGGCCUUCGUCUACGCCCUGGCAUCGGCCGGUUUGGUCCACUCUCUGGCCAGGGCCUGCAGCGCCGGCGCCCUGAGCGGCUGCGGCUGUGGCCCGCUGCCUCGGGAGCCCCCCUCCGGGGAUUUCCGAUGGGGAGGAUGCGGAGACGACCUCCGAUACGGAUUGCAGUUGGCCCGGCAGUUCGUCGAAGCGCCCCUCCGCGGUAAGGCCGCGGCCCGCGGGCCCGGCGCCGCCGUCGACCGCCACAAUGGACGGACCGGAAGAAGGGUGGUGGCCACCAGUCUGAAGACGCAAUGCAAGUGCCACGGGGUGUCGGGAGCCUGCAACGUCAAGACUUGUUGGAAGGCUCUGGCACCCCUACAAUAUGUGGCUCAGCGCCUGAAACUCAAGUACAAAGCGGCGGUAGAAGUGAGCGUGCGACAUAUGGGAUCCAAGAAGAGACUAAAACCGGUCAGCGCCAGAAUUGCCACCUUCGGCAAGGACGAUCUGAUUUAUCUGACCAAAUCUCCCGAUUAUUGUCUCCCGGAUGCCAAGACCGGAUCGGCGGGCACCCGUGAAAGGACGUGCAACGCCAGUUCUACGGGAACGGAUGGAUGCGAUUCUAUGUGUUGUGGGCGAGGAUACCGGACGAUGGUGGAGAAGAGGGUGGUCCAGUGUCGUUGCAAGUACCACUGGUGUUGCUACGUGGAGUGCCAGAGGUGCGAGACGGAGGUGAAACUGCACCUAUGUCGAUGACCUUCGCUCCGUUUAGUCUCGCGCUUUAUUUAUAGGGGUGGGAGGUCCGAGAGCCGAACCACUUAUUUUAUUUAUUGGAGGGACGACGAGGGCUCGGACCGGCUCCCGUUUAUAUAUAUAUAUAUAUAUAUAUAUAUAUAUAGGCCUAUAUAUAUUUUUGUUUUUGGGAAGUCGCGGUGGGGACGACCGGAGCCGCCUCCUCCGAUAAAUUUCGAAGGUUCCGGACGUUCCGCGCCGCCGGAUGCUCCUGAUGGAAGCGAAUUGCCAUUUACUCGGGAAUUAAGUAGGACGCGGCAAAUUUAUUACGUAAUUACGCGCCGGACGACGCCGCGCUAAUUGGCACUAAAGACCGCGGACGGCAUUCCGAUAAGUAAAUAAAUAAUAUGUCUUCCUUCCCCCUCUCGGAACGUCCGCCGGUUCUCGUUCCGACUGAGACUUCCGGUCGGGACCGGAAGUUCCCUUUCGACCGGCGACCGCGCCGAAUUUUCAUUUCGUUUAUAAUAAACGAGACUUUUUUUUUUCCAUA
Molecule: messenger RNA, 1826 nt
Organism: Centruroides sculpturatus (bark scorpion)
Lineage: Eukaryota; Metazoa; Arthropoda; Arachnida; Scorpiones; Buthidae
Product: protein Wnt-11b-like
Exons: 5
Coding region: 251-1300 (349 amino acids)
Biological process (GO): multicellular organism development; canonical Wnt signaling pathway; neuron differentiation
Cellular component (GO): extracellular region
Molecular function (GO): frizzled binding; cytokine activity
Source: RefSeq, a predicted model, not a curated record